CCGGCCACCUCAGCCCCUGCCCAUGCCCACCCCGCCGUGUCCCCUCGGGAGCCCAGCCGCUCCCCGCGGCUCCUCACUGACGUCCCCCAGCACCGCCGCAGGGCAGAAAUGUGUAUAUGUUGAGCCACCUAGGAGAGUUAAAGAAAUACUGGAGGAGCACUUUCAUUUUCAGGAAGAAGAAUGCAAUGUUAAACAUCCAGCUGCAGUGGCUCUGGAAGGAGUUUGGAAUGUGAAGAACAAUUUCUCCAUUAGAAGCCUGAAACCAGAGUCACAGAGCAGCAACGAUUUACUUUUACAACCUCAGUUCUACUCAAGACAUGCAAGAACGAAAAAACAGGUGCUAGUGCUGGCAGUGAUUCACCUCAUCCACUAGGGUGGACUAACAUUCCGUGGAGAACCCUUCCAGGCAACUCUGUUGAAGCAGGCAGCCAGAUACCAACUCCAACCACAGCUGUUGGCAUUUCUUAAGUUUUAUGAGUGCUUGCAGAAUGGAUUAUGGAAGUACUACGUACACAGUAUGGAAUGACUAUGUACAAUAGGUUUAUGGAUGACUUAGUUUCUAACCUAACACCACUCUCACACACAACUGUGCUUUAUUUUUUUGAGUAAACACUCUUCUUACUAAUAUAAAGUCACGGGGCCUUGACAUAUGCGAUAUGUAAAAUCUGUGCUGAAAUCCAGUCAGUGAGAAUUUAUGCCUGGUGUAACUCUGCUGCCUUCAGUAGAUAUGUAUGAGAGGACCUUGGAUCUACAGCUGUUGGCUAUGAGCAUGUGCAAUGUCAGAGCUGGAAACUCAUUCAGUUCUGCACAAACACUGUUUGAACUGUGUGAGUCAACAAGCUGUCAGCUCACUGAAGUGAAUUACUUGGGAAAAAAAAAGAAGAGUUUUGAGCCUAUGUGAUGUACUUUUUCACAGCAACUCUGUGAAGCAGAGCUGGGAAAAGUAAUUUUCUGGUAACCAUGAGGUUUUGUAGUUUUUAAAUAACUGAUAUUUUAAAGUAAACAUGUAAAAUUCUAAGAAAACUGUAAAAGAGCAAAAAGAAUCCUCUUUCUGUGUGGUGUGAGGAGUCCUUCCCCUGAGGAAGAAGGAGCAGCAGAGACAGCAUGGGAUGAAGUGACCAUAGCCUCCAUUCCCCAUCCUCCUGUGCCAUUUUUGGGGACGAGGCAGAGAAAUUGUGAGACACAUUGAGCCCAGGAAGAAGGGAGGGGUGGGGAGAAGGUGUUUUCAGUUUUGGUUUAAUUUCCCAUUACCCUAGUCUGACUUGAUUGGCAA
This is a messenger RNA of Cyanistes caeruleus (blue tit), 1273 nucleotides long. It is a transcript of the gene C3H11orf97, whose product is annotated as chromosome 3 C11orf97 homolog. Lineage: Eukaryota; Metazoa; Chordata; Aves; Passeriformes; Paridae. Gene Ontology annotation, cellular component: ciliary base. The record is from RefSeq and is a predicted model, not a curated record.